CAUAGUGUUCGACAGUGCCACAAAUUAGGCAGAGCUGAACUACGUGCAAAGCUAGUGGCAAACAAGGUCGCGCCCGAAAGCCACGGUCUUGAGGGGGGAUUACGAUGGUCCUGAAAGGGACGCGACCUUCGGUCCUACUUUUCUUUCAAGAGGAAGCAGCGAACAAUGCACCUCUUUCAGAAAAGGUGCUGCCGCCAUGUGGCGGGUGACAGAAACAAUCUGGAGGGCAUAUACGGCAGCGCGCGCGGUUCGGGCGUUUCGUGAAUUCGUGUAGCCGGCCAGUAUCCGCAGCCAUCCGUGCAGUGAAUUUCUGUGUACACGUUUGUUGUAUUUGCAAUGACAGUCCCCGGUGAUGUUUUCGUCCCCGGAGGUUUUGCAUCCUUAGUUAAUGGAUGGUGUAGCAACUUGGGAACAGUUGCUCUUCCAAAUCAUGAGCGGAUCAUGCAGUACCUGACGGCAUCUGGUGCUCCGUCCGCACGGCAGGUUCAGAAAGGCCAUCGCUUUAAAGACGAGGGAUACGUAAGGUACAUUUACGUUCACCCAGUGUCACAGCACUCGGAGUACAACGUUAUAAAGUGUGUCUGCCUGCCCUCCAUGCGGGCGGGUUACUAUGUCGUCCAUGCCGUCGUAAGAAAGGAUAAUGGCAACAUAGAAGGAGCACACUGCUACUGCCCAGCCGGGUUGAGUGGAUCCUGCCAACAUGUUGCAGGCUUGCUAUUCAGUCUUGAAGAAACUGCCCCUACAAUAGAGCCUUCUUGCACUGAUGUAACAUGUACAUGGGUUGUGCCACCAGCAGCAAAGAAGCCGGACCCUCCCACCCCAAUUGAUAAGAUCAAAUUCAAACGAGAUUCAGUGCGUGUCUCAGCUGCAAGGAGCAGUUACUCUCCUGCGGGGCACCUGCUGCCUGGUGAUCAUUGCAGUCUGGUGGCUGCUUUGGAGAAAGUGCACCCAGAAUGCAUUUGGCUCCGGUAUAAUAGGGACAUAGAAGAAGAUGAAACUGAUGUCCAAGUUCAACCCGCUCCACUUCUUCCUACAUCCGAAGACUUCAUGCAUGGUGACUGGAUAGCAGUUAUUGAACGCUACUUUGAAGGUAUCCAACCUUUAUCAAGUGAAGAAAGGGAAAGCAUAUGUCAAGCAACAGUGGGACAGGCAUCAAACCACACAUGGCACCGGGAAAGACAAGGACGUUUAACAUCUUCAGUAUUCGGACGUGUCAUGAAAUGUAAAAAGCCAGAAGGGCUUGUGAAGGAUAUCCUUUACCCCAAAAAGCAAGUGCAAUGCGAGGCUCUGCGGUACGGUAGAAACCGUGAACCUGAUGCUGUAAAUGCGUACCUGUCAUUAAUGUCGUACUAUGACAGGCAAAUAGUUGCGUAUGAAAGUGGGUUACAUAUUCACCCUGUAUAUGCAUUUCUUGCAGCAUCACCAGACAGAAUUGUAAAGGAAGGGGCUGACGUGGGUAUUUUAGAGGUAAAGUGCCCCUUUUCACAGCAGGGUAGAACCCCACUAGAAGCAUGCACCACAAAGGGCUCUUGCUGUGAAGAAGAAAAUGGGGCUCUUCGUCUCAAACGAGGGCAUCAGUAUUACGCCCAGGUGCAGGGGCAAAUGGCGAUAACUGGCUACAAAUGGUGUGAUUUUGUUGUGUGGACCAACAACGGCUCACUGCAAAAUUCUGUUUCUGUUGAGCGCAUUUACUUUGACAAAGUAUACUGGGACAACCUGUUGCUUGCGUUGUUGCACUUCUACAAACAUGCCGUGAUACCGGAAGUGCUAACCGGUCGUCUCAGGGCAACAGGAAAGUUAUUUGAUGACAAAGCUCCAUACGUGCCAUACUUGGCCAAAACCAAACAAGUCAGGCACAAAAAGUAGUAUGUUGUACCGAAGUAAAUAAAAAUGUUAUGCAUGAAUACUUUUAUUCCUACUUUACAUACACAUCAUUCAGCUGGCAUAAGAUGCAGUACAUUGAUUUAAGUAUUUAUGAGGGGGUCCUGGAAGUUACUUAGAAAAGCACACACCCUGAAGAUGUGGCCAGCUAUAUCCAUCAUAUUGAUUGGGAUAGGGCUAUCAAAUAUGUGGAAUUCUUUUAUGCGCCUAAUAAGCCGUUCAAUGUGGAUCCUCGCACUCGCUAUUUUGCGAGUAUUCUCAACAUCAGCAGGAGGCAUCUGCAUACCUUUCCGAAAUGGUGGUACAUACAGCUUGAUCCCAGGCGGCAGAAAAGAUUCUAGUUUGAAGCCCUUGUCAGCCAUGAUGGCAUCUCCUGGCCUCAAGUGGUCCAGGAGACCACUUUCCUUGACUAUAAAACCGUCACUCACAUGCCCUCCCCACAGGUUUGAAACGAAACACAAAUAUCCGUCUGGUGUCGCCCCUACGAGCACUUUGAAAGUAUUGUAAUGCUUGUAAUUAGAAAAAGUUUGUCGUUGAGCAGUGAGCCUUGACGGCCUUUGUAUUUUGAUCUCUGUGCAGUCGAUAACUACUCUUGUGUCCUGAAAACACGAAAAAGAUUUGGGGAGAUUCUGCUUUAUAGCAUUAGGUGAGGGGAAGUGUGUUUGAGCGCUCAGCUCUUGAUCAAGGAAUUUGACCCACGUGGUAAAUAUUCUACUAAAUGUGGCUUCAGAUAUACCAAAAUUUCUUGUGAUUUCCUGGCUUGGCAUUCCAGUCCUGAGUCUUACGAGUACCAUUAAAAAUUCAUCGUCAAGGCUGACAGCUCUUGGUCGUCCCCUGGCUCCAUCGUUAUUUCUGGGCCCCAUCUGCCAGUAGUUCAUUCGCCUUGCAUUCUCUUCAACAUGCUUAAAAAUUACAUUGAAAAGUUGUUUACUCUUAAAACCGGUGUAAUACUUGAACUUGCUGUCCGGAAUACUCCGCGAGCUCAGUAUGCGUGAAGACAGGUUGCGGUUUUCUUCUUCCAGUGCUUGAAUCCGCAUCUUGAGGAGUUGGUUCUCUGUACUCAUUGUUAUUGUCUCACAGGAGGUCUUGGUUCCAAACUUUGUCGUUAAUUUGUCUUGUUGUAGCAGGAUCAGUGACUCAGCUGCCAUCAGUUCCAAGUGUGUGUGUCCUAUGUGAGAUAGGGAGGAAGAAUGGCUUUAGUUACUGUCAGAAAGCAAGGGUAGGCAAAAAGACAUGAGCAUAUUUAUUCGGCAGUUUUGAUGGGUGAUGAAUGCAGUGACGCAUACCAGUCAUGUAUAGUCAGCUAUCAGUAAAGUAUGUUAAUGAAGAAAAAUAGCCAGUCUUUCUGUUCGAGUGUUUUAGGAAAUGUAGAAAUAUUUAAGAAAGUACCAAUAUGUUCUAAAGCAGGUUACAACAUCUCUACAACACGGUCCUCUCAUGCUGAUCUGUGCAGUUGUGGUUGGUUAGGAUACGUAGAUGAAAACUAGUACCCAUCUAUUAAAAGGGUGUGUAACAUAGCAGCUUAACGAACACUCUGGAGUACACAACACUACUAUGUAGAGUGGUGUUGUCUUAUGACCGCUGCAGGUAUCUGUCAAAAUUAGUAACAAAUGUGAUACUCUUACCGUCUUCACUGGUGCUCUGGAUUGCUGAACUUGUGCUGCCUUCAUCACAGACAGGGCUUUCAGAACCUGGUACAAAUAUGAGGGAUGAAAAGUACACAUGUGCUCUGCCUGUAGUAAAAUGUGCCAAAAUGAUAGUCCGCAGUAAUUGCUCAGCUUUGCUUUCACAGUACAUACCAGACUUGUCGCUGCUGCUGUGGGCUGCAGACCCUUGUCCGGUACUCUGAGGGAAGGAGCUACGAGCACAAUCUGUUAGAGGUGGGAGGAAGCAAAUUCGGUCAUUGACCUAUCUGUGCCAGAUAUGUGGGCUGCAUCACGGGUGUACUACCUAAGAUAUCUGCGUUUGAUUGUUAGUUUUACUUCCCAUACACAAAUGUGAUGUGACAUAGAGCAAAGCACAUACGCUCGUUUUUCUUUUGCUGAAACCGUCUUUGCGAUCGCUCAAGCCUCUGAAGGGCAUCAGUCCUCCGCUGGCACGCGUUUUCAUCAUUUUUGUCAGCAGCACAUGGCACGUAGUCAACAUGUUUUGGUGAACGGCUUGGCCUUCCUAAUGCAUAACAAACAAAGGUUCAUUACAGACUUCGGACUUUUUCUGACUGCAAUAGCACCAACGCCGUAAAUACACGUUUUUGGUUAUUUCGUUUCCGGCUAUCGUGCCGCCGUAUUUCUCACGUACCUGUUGCGAAAUGUCGAUGACAUAUUCGUGAAUACGGAGUUGGAAUCCACGGCUUGCCAUGUUCGUCAACACGCUUAACAGCAGUAAUCCAGGCUUGCCUCCUCUGUGUUUCACGUUUUUCCGACGGGAAACGGAAAAAACCUUUUACUCCCCGUGACUUGCAGCCGGGCAUUGCGCACGUUGACGGCAUGAUAUGCUCUUCUGUGCCUUAUGCUAGUAACAGUAGCAUACAAACUACGGCAUUCAGUAACGUCAACAAACAAAAAAAAAAAAAAAAAACACGACGAUAGAGUGAACACGUGGUUUAGUUUCGCUUCUGCACGUCUGCUUGAAUCCGCCGCCACACAUAUCACUUGGUCGUCUGCUGCACCAGACUUGCCCUCCAAGUUGUUUCUGCGCUCCGCCGCAAGAUGGCGAUAACAAAUGAGCAUGCGCAGGAGGUAUUUUUGAAAGAGGCCCAUUGCCCAUUCGUAGAACCCAGCUCUCCCCUUCCGAUCUGUUUCGGUUUCGGUCUGUCUACCAACGUAAUGAUGACGUUUGUUGGGUAGAGGUUUAUUGCUGCAUAUGCCCAGCAAGUUGUUGAUGCAGAAAACCACACCGAAAUACAAUGGUACUGAAAAAUGUCCAUUUACUUUUUCAUUAGCCGUAAAACGCCACAGCAGUGGACAAUGCCAUGUCGAAUGAACGUCUUGCAGGAAUUACAUCGUGAUUUCUAUUUGCCGAUAACUGACAGGUAAACCAGUUACGUGCCAGGAAAAACAUCGAAAAACGUUGAUCGAAAAACGGAAUGGCAUGAAAGAACACUAAUCUAAAAGGGAAAAAAGGCAAAAGGGAUUAGGUGCAACAAAUGCAGAAAGUGACAUAGGCAACUCUUAAACUCCUUGAUGUCUGCGAUGUUUGUAAUGGAUCCGGGCAAGCCAUUCUGCUCCACAGACGUCCGGGUAUGGAUGAUUCAUUAAAUGAUCUAGUUGACCAUGUUAUGAUGCCAACUGUCUAAUAAAGUAAUGACGGUUGAAAAUAUUUUGGUAUACGGUACUACGUAUAUAUAGUGGUAAAUACAGGGUGUUCAAAAUUAAGCUUUCACGAGCGCUACGCAAACACAGCGAUAACAGGAAACCGGAUGAUAACUUUACGCUGCUUGUGUAAGAAACAGGUGCUGCUAAUUAUGUAGCACCUGUUUCUUACUCAAGGAAUAGAAAAAUAGCACCAGUUUUGCUUUUGUUCACCUAUUUAUAAAGUGCUAGUGAAAGCUUAAUUUUGAACACCCUGUAUAUCGAUACUACUAUAAAAGGUGAACGCUCACCGUGAAGAAGUGGGCACUCUCAAAGUAUCGAAACGCGUGUGGUGGAGAAGGACCAACUUGCCGUUCUCAACUGGAAAGGCUUUCCAGUGAAAACGCAACCACACUGAAGAAACAUCAUUUUGGUGGUCACCAUUUGCAUGGUGAGAAGAUUGGCCGACUGUCCAUUUAAGCUCAUUAAAGGUUGACAGAGGGUGCCACUACGCUGUUGUUGCCUGCACACAGCACUGGCACAACUCAAAGCUUCUUAGAAGGGCAACCUUUCCUUGAGUUUGAAGAGAGAGAUGGCACAGAAGGGGAGGGACAGAAGAAUGUGCACAUGAGACUCGAUGAGGGAUGGGCUUGAUCGGUUUGAUGAUCCGAAAGUACCUGAACGUUUAUGGGUUAUUGGAAUACCGUAUUUUAGUUUGGCAUGAAUAGUUUAGACGAUAUUGGGUUGCAUUGUGUCCCUCAGUAUGCGAUUUACAAGCAGCAAAAACAUGAAUUACACUGUCUAGCUAUGCAUUAAUAUUAUGCACUCAAAAUAUCAUUGUCGCUCACUGUAUUGUGAUUCCUCUGCGUCAUGCGUAUUCACUAUUACGUGAAGCUGCGACACACUAUUGUUGCUUCUGCAGAAGACUCGUCGUUGGCGUUGUCUCAGACUCUUCAACAUUCCAUUUUGCGUGGACACAACCUUUUCACGAAUAAUGGCAGUCGUCUUGAUCCGUUCACACCUGUAGGGCUUUGCUUCAUCACAUUUUGGGAGCAUUUUCCUGAACAACAGUCACACGUGGUCGCUUUGCGCUCUGCAGCCGGUUGUGCUGAACCAGAACACCUGUGAAAAGACACUUGGGACAUACGGAGAACACGUACAGGUAUUUCUUCUUCAGUUUGGAGAGGGCCAUUGGAGGAAACGAAACUAUCAGACUUGACUAACGGUUGGACGAUUGCACAUCUUCUCGAGAAACACUGACACAAAGUAACACGAUCGACCGCGACCUCCAGCCGAGGAUCGUCAUGUGGCAUGUUCACCCCCUUACCCCUUUGUUGGGAUUUUGCCAACCCAGCCUUCCGCAAAAUGCAUUUAACGGGCUGUCGAAUUCUUCAGGAUUAUGGUUGGGCAGCUUUUAAAAGAAAAUGAGAGAAAAGAAGCCCAAGGCCCCACUUUUCCGGCGAUUGGAAGGCGCGUCCGCACGAUCAAGAGACUGAACGAAAUUUGGGAGUCUCCUAGAUAGGGAGACUUGGCAGGUAUGAAUUGCUGAUGUACCGCAGACUCAAGUCCUCUUUAAGCUAUCAUGAUAGCGGCUCUCUGAAAGCAUGGCCGAGGAACUUGAUGCCUGCGGUAGGACCUCUGAUACAGGUGAUAUGAUGGGAGAGGGAAUUAUGAUAUUGACUGGUUUAGAUGUCGCCAUAUUGACUUUGAACUGGAAUGGCCAGCUGGCUGUUUCCUACCCAGAAAUGCAGGGGCUGAAAGUCAGUAUACCAUGCUGAUACCAUGACAAUGAUUGUACCUUCUUUUGCAACGUUAAGCCACAAAGUGUCCUUGCAUAAUUGUCUUUCCAGAAUAUGUGCCUGGUGUAAUAAUUGGGGCAUGAAGCUGAAUUCUGAUAAAAGUGCUCUAUUGAGAAUCUAAAACAAGACAGACAUAUAUUCCAGUAUACAUAUACCAUUGAUGCAAGUGUAACUCUUGAAGUUAUCAAAUAUAAAUAUUUCGGUUGCGUUAUUUCUUGCCUGUAGUAUCCACAACAUAUUUCUGUUGUUGACGUUCCUCAGCCCUGCGUAGUCUCAGGUGUGUAAAACGCAAGUUCUUUGCAAGCAAAUUCUGCUAUUGUCAAUCCAAAAUCCCCAUUAUACACACUGCCUAGCAGUGCUCAUUACAUAAGGCCUACUGCUCGUGGGCACUGAUGUGCUGAUGUAUGGUGCUUCCGUAGAGGCAAGAGGGAGUAUGCUGGGUCUCAAUACAAAAUAUGCUGACUCUGCAGCCUGUUCAUCCGCUACUCUUAGUCGCCAUACAAGCCACUUGCUUGGAGGAUAGCCAUGCAGAAAGUAGUCAUUGCUUUUGUGUAAAGGGCAUGGCUGUCUUGGCUCAUUUCAUAAUUUCACCACAAACAACUGCAUCUGACGUUUAUUGCUUCUGAGGAUGGUAAAUACUUGCAUCAGGUUCUUGUUGGCAUAGCCAUUGAAAAAUAAUAAAUGGCAUAAAAAACUAUGACAACUUCAGUGUCUUUUAGCUUGAUCGUUUCUUUCCUAUGAAAUUUCUGACUGACGAUUGAUUUGUGUUUCAUCGGCUCAUUCUAGCAAUGCACACAGGACUGCUCUUUCUGCUAGUGACCGCGUUGAGGUCAGUGAAAGGGUGAGAAGGUCAAAAUAAAGUUGAAACUUGGGCUGGUUGGUAAGACAUAUUUAUACGACAUAUAAACGACAAGCCCAGGAGUACAACGGACAAACACAAAUAUAACUAUAAACACAGGAGGAAGUGGGAGAAGUGGGGUAUUAUACGUGCGUAUCUGGCAAGUUCUUGUUUUGCAGUUCAGAGUGUGUUUGUGUUUAUUUGGGUUUAUCUGUUGUAUUCCCUAGCUCUGAGGGUUUUAUUCUAGUGCAACCACAGUAUACCUUGGCCUAAGUAAUCCUUGCACCAAAAAACCUUCAACAAUGUACAUACAUGCCACCUCAGUAUACCAAACAGUGUUUUUGCUGAUCAAAAAGACAUCCGAAUGAGAAGAGAACGCAAGGUUGGAAAGAUAAAAUAAAUGACAGAAAAGUACCCAGAAGUGAAGAAACCCUAUCCCUGGUUCCCUACAAGGUGUUGCAGGUUGCAGGAGAAAGGAAAACCGUAGUUCAGUGAAACCACAGCAAAAGAAACAGGCUCUGCAAGCAGCUUUCAGAUAACAAUAAAAAAAAAAAAAAAAAGAAGAGAGAGCUUGUCAACAUCUUUACAAAAUACUACCCAUCCUUUGGGCCCUGUUCCCCUCACUACCCCCAAAAACGGAUUAAGAACUCCGAUGGUGCUCUCUCGCAAAAUCCUGGAAUCAUGGGUGCUCCCUCACCAGCUGACGACCACAUCCAGGAUCCAGUACUACGGUGCCUUGAUGCAGACGUGCGUACCGUCCACAUCUCCCACAACUCCAAGAAAGCCAGCCAACUUAAAGAAGUAGUCUUGCUGAGCUGCUCUCACCUCCUUGGCUGUUGGCCAUCUGAAUAAAUGCAGGUCAUUAUAGAUUGCAAGUAAAGGUCACAGAGCAGAAAGCACAGACAUACAUGUGUACUCACUGGGCGAAGCUGCUGACAUGCCUACAAAGUGCAGCGACGACUGUGUGCAGAACGUGGCAUGCCAUCUAUUUGUGUACACUCACAAGUUCCCGGUAGUGAGAUACUUUUUUUUUUUUUAUUUAUUAAUACUGUAAGCCAAUAUGUGGCCCAAACAGGAGUGGCAUACAUGUUUGACACAUAUUCAACAAUGGACAACAAAACAGAUCUCAGUAAAUUGACCCAUCAAAACACGAUCCUACACUAUAUCUAUUAAAUUAACACCACAAGGCAUUCUAUUGAGAACAAAAAUAAAAUUGCUCCACGUUACUUAUAAAAUUACCUGACUCGAAAACACUUCCGGGCAAUGAAUUCCAAUCUUCUAUCGUUCGAGGAAAGAAACUAUAUUUAAAUGCAUUAGUUAUUGCAAAAAUUGGUGCUAGCAUUUGUUCCCGCUGACUGUGUCGUGUUCUUCUCAACAAUGUAGGUUUCAGAGAAUUUGGUAAAUUUAAUGCGACAUUUCCCAUCAGACCCUUACGAAGAAAUAAUAUCCGACUAAUUUUUCGGCGCAGUUCAAGUGUCUGAAUGUUGUUUACCUGCAUCAGCUUACUAGGUGAGUCAGUUCUUCUGUAUUUCCCAAAAACGAAUCUCUUCUUUCCCAAACGAAUCCCAAAAACGAAACGGCUCUUCUCCUCUCCACAUACUGCUGAUACUGCUGCGUAAGGAGCACCGAUGUCCUGAGCGACAAGAGAGGUGAUAAAAAAUAUGCCUCUCGCGUAAAUUGAAACUGUAGUUGCAGUUCACCGUCAUCCAGGCACACCAGUGGGUUCUCUCACUCCCAGUACGCUAUCUAUCGUGGCAGGGACAACGCGAGAUAGAAUUGGUGCAGAUGUCAAAUCCUCACUGCACUUGGCUGACAUGUUAGUCCUAAGCUUUAGUGCGAUAGUUUAGGGUGCUCAUGGAACCCUUGACUGGUUCCCUAGUUUGUGCAGAGCUAGGGCCCCCCACUUUAGUGCUCAAAAAGUUUCUUGCAAGCCAAUCAAUGCUCCAGCACUCCAUUGAGUGGAACCCUUAUUGAGUGUUACACUAAAAAUGUUUCGUGCAAUCAGGCCCAGGACUCAAUGCUGCUCAUCCGCAGCUCAUGUUGCCCUUAUCAUUCUGUGUUUCUGACUAAUGUUAUAGGCCAAAAUACUUCAUUUGCAUUAGCCCAGGGUGAGUGAGUGAGUGCACCUUGUCCCUUUUGAGUCAGGUCAGACGUCAAGCGUCACAGGCGUGAGAAAAAAGAAAAAAAAUACAUAAACUAUACACACGAGCACUAUAUACAAAUGUCAACAAAAGUCUUUUGCUUUCUUUCUCCGUUCCCACUGUACUAGGUGGCGCUUCACUUGCAUCAACCGCUCCUCCUCCUGUUGACUUUGGGUUCUUGUUUGGUCGAGGAACCAGGCGACGAUGUCUUCGGUGUUCUCUUUUGGUCCUCCGCUCCACACUGGUUCCAAUUUCGCCUUGCCGCAUUCGAGUAGAACGUGUCGUAUGGUUUCCGGCACGGCACAGCACAAGUCACAUGUAGGGCUUGCGUCAUGAAAGAGUUCGUUUCGUCUUACGUUGGUUUGCAGGGAGCCCGUUCUUGCUUGGAACAAGAGUGCACUGCCCCCCUCUCCUGUAUACACUGGGUUGUACGGCAUGAACACUGCUUUGGGGUUCAUAUCAGAAAUUCGUUUCAGUUCACCAGUAACAUGCCCAGCCAUAGUUGCAGCAUUGUCAUGUACUUGCCCGUAGCAGUGCUUAUCACAAAUCUGUCUUAUAAUUAUGUCAGCUGAUUUUCCAUGAAACUAAAUUAAGGCAAUGAAGGACCCCAUCUCUGUGUUUUCGAAGUGCACAUAUCUAAUCACUUGGGAUAUUUGGUCAGUGUGAGAAACGUUGGGACUGCGCUUAAACAUAAUAAUUGCCCUGUGCGAUGUAUUGAAUGACUGCUCUUCUGACCAGUGGUUUAUCCAGAAUCCCAAGCACGGAGGGGUGUUGGAAAAAAUUGGGGGGGUCAUUACUAUAGUUACAUCAGUACAGCUUAACAUAUCAUUACUGACAUGUGUCUAAAGCUGAAAUCACAAGGGCAGCCUUAGUAGGGGGUACACAGGUGAAAAAGUUCGGGAGGUGACACUGAACAUCUGAGGGCUGUAGGGGGGUCUGGAUAAAUCACUGCUUCUGACAUGUCACUGAGCGGGCUGAUGAUCGAACUCAGUCUGACUAGGGCCGGAUCCAUACCCUUGGUUUGGGA
Messenger RNA from Ornithodoros turicata, 10976 nucleotides. RefSeq lists its product as uncharacterized. The record is from RefSeq and is a predicted model, not a curated record. Gene Ontology annotation, molecular function: zinc ion binding. NCBI's taxonomy places the organism in Eukaryota, Metazoa, Arthropoda, Arachnida, Ixodida, Argasidae. The coding region runs from base 337 to 1866 and encodes 509 amino acids. The transcript is spliced from 5 exons.